UACAGUUAUAGUCAGUCCGGAUCGGGCGCUCGUUCAGCCGGGAUCACGCUCGGUGGCAACACGCUCUUUUCCACUAUCAUUUCUCGGCAUUUAAUCAUAUUUUUAUCAAUCAUUCCCUGACAUUAAAAUAAAAUUUAAACAAUUGUUUUCAUUUAAAUUCCAACGAUUUAUCGUUUAAAUAAUCUUGUGAAUAAUUAAAAUUGUUCUCUUAAUGAGUUUUGACUUUUUGUGACAAACGGAAUUACUCAGUGAAAUAAAAAAAGUGCCUCUGGAAUAACAAUAAUCGACGUUGAAAUUCACGGACAUGAGGGAAUUUUAAAAGUGUUGCCAAGUGAAGACGAAAUGCGGAGGAUGAAGCGAAGGAGAGGUGACGAACGCUUCAGUGGAUUAAUCCAGAGUCUUGUGUGUUAAAAUGAGAUUGUGACUGACGAGAAAAAAAAAACGAAAUCGACACUUCAAGAUUUAAUCAGGAAAUCAUAUACGAAUAAAUUAAAAUAAGGAAAUAAAUAAUAGCAAUAACAACAAAGGAAGAAAAUAAAAAUUAAAAGUGCAGUGAACAUCAGCGAGUUAUUGUGAGUUCUUGUGUAUCGAAACAGAAAUAAACGCGAUUUUUCCUCUUGACUUUAAUAAGCAGAAAAUUAAUUCUCAGAAGGACAUAGACAGGUCGAUUCCACAUUAAUUCUCGUGAGGGGUUGGAUGAGAUAAUGCGAAGUCUGGAGAGAUUAUCAGGCAGCGAUCAGGACUGUGGAGAUCAGGAAAUGUACAUCGAUCUGGAUGACGCUUCGGUCGAUUCAAUCACUGGGAAAAGAGGGCGACAUCAUGUUGCCGAGGUGGGCGAGGAGAGUGACAGCAGCGGAAGCGAACGUAGUCCAAAGCAAGCAAAACGUCGAAGUCGCGGUGGUCCACCAACGACACGAAGACGAAAAAGUGGAAUUUCAGCGAGAGAGAGAAACCUGAGGAGGCUAGAGAGUAACGAGCGAGAGCGAAUGAGAAUGCACUCCUUAAAUGACGCAUUCGAGCAAUUGAGAGAGGUAAUACCCCACGUGAAGAUGGAAAGGAAGCUGAGUAAAAUCGAAACACUUACGCUUGCCAAGAAUUACAUAAUGGCGCUUACAAACGUCAUAUGCGAGAUGCGAGGGGAGGAACAACCAUACACAUUUGUCGAUGGGGAGUGUGGCUCAAGCAGUGGUGACAGCACGGGUCAGCAUGAAUUGAGCGGUGGUGAACAAGCUGAGGAAGCAUCCCCCGCGUCCCAUCAUGAAGCAAAUAACAACAGUCUGCUACACGAGGAUCUCGAGCGCAGGAUACCUUAGUUAUAUUUUUAUUUUGUCUUUUUUUUAAUCAAAAAAAAAAAGGGAAAAAUGAUGGGAAAAAGGUAAUGAGAGAGAAAGAGAUGCGAUAAAUUAAACUUCAAAGAUUCGGAACUCCAUUAAAUGUACUCUCGUUUCGAGAGUAAAAACAAAGGUGGCUGGGAAUGGGUUUUGGGGGGAAGGGGGAGGAGGCGGUAGUAAGGUACAUGGAGAAUGCCGUUACGUGACACACAGGAUCCGACGAAUUUUAUCGAGGACACACGACGCAAUUAAGGACCGCGCCUUGAGGCUCUUAACGAUCACUUCUACCUUGUGAUUCUGUUGAGACUAACGAGUGUGAUCCCCUGCGUGAGAAACUGCGUAAUUGUUUCAUGAUGGUUAUUACCACUGCUUUUUGUAAACACAAUUCUGUGAUGAAGUUGAGAGAGAAAUGAGUGAAUGUAAUCAGAUUUUUCUUUCUUUUCAUUGCUUAUUUCAUCGGGAUUUUUUUGCGAGUAAUCACACGACGAAGUUUAUUUAUUUCACUUGAUUUCUCUCUUUGGCUUCAUUCGAGUAAUUAUGAGGGAAGCGAAAUGGCGAGACACAAAUUGGCAUUCGAGGGGGAGCAUGGCCUCAAACGCGCUACUGUGAUAGAAUAAUUUUUUUUUUUUUCGUAUUAGAGUUUUCCGUCGAUUUGAAUUCAGGGACGAAGUGGUGAAGUGAGUUGAGUCUCUCUGAUAAUGCAAUAGUUGAUUAAAAACUCCAGUUGAUUCUUCCAAUAAGAGAAAUUCGCUAACGAAGAAACCAGUCCCAUAAUAAAUGAUACAAUACACGUUUUUCCUACAGAUAUUAAUUUCUCUAAUAAGUUUCUGCCAAUUGAAUAAUUUAUAUUGAUGAUUGCUGUACUAUUUUGCUAACGAGUGACCUCAGGAAUAAAUUGAAAAACCCCUUUGAGGAUAAUUUUUUGUUGAAAAAAAAUUCUUAGAAUCACUCAUUACCAGGAUUACCAAGAUCAGGCACUUAAGAGGAAUAUAAUUCUUUUCUUGACUUGACUCGUUUUAUCACUCGAUUCCUAAAUCAUUCGCCACUUAUUCGUGUGAAUCUCGCCUUUGUGUUUCUAUUGAAAUUCAUUAGAUAGGAUUCAAAUAAACAAUAAUGUUCAUGAUCUACGUGGGAAAGUUUGUUCGUGCCUUGAUGUUAAACGUCUGAUACGUAUGUGUUUAAUGUGUUAAAUGUUGUUCUGAGAUGACGUUGAUGAUCUUAGGCAGCUAAUCGCUAUGCAAAAAAAAAAAUCGGUCUGGAAUCGUUUUUCUCUUAUUAUUCAGUACGAAACUCGACUACGCGUCGUACUGAGUAAUACAAAUAAGCAUUUAAAGAUUUAUAACAAUGAUGCAACUGCUUAGGUUGAAUUGCUCCAUUUGAUUCUUCUCAAUUGAGUAGAUUAAUGAUUUAUCUUGUGUUUUUUUUUCCGUGGAAAUCCGAUAUUUUUGAGCUGAUAUUAGGAGGAAGCUACGUCUGAGUCUGAAUUAAAUUUUCAUGUCAUAAUAUUGUUGUAUCAUUUUUUCGUGUUUAUAUGAUCUAAGACAUUCCAAAGGAUCGUGGACUGCGUCUCACGGAUUUCUGAUGAUUUUCUCUUUUCUUUUUGUAAAGAUGGUUGUGAUUUUACUUAGAAUCGAUAGGGAAAUUCGAUUUGAUGAGAGGAUUGAUUGUUAUUUUUUAAUUUAUGAUCGAGUGAGACGCAAACGUCCUCAUUUCCGUCCUUAAAUACGACAAGUUAAAUAACAUCAUUUGUUCAUGUUCAUUAGAACCUUAGAAAAAUUUGAUGGUUCAUUAUUAACUGUGCUUCCAACUUAUGAAAAUGUCAUUGUUUUAAUUGUUAUGAAAAAUUCAUCGUCGUUAAGUUGUGCUGAAUAAUUAUACUGAGAGAAAAUUUUUAUUGAGUAAUUAUUGUAUCAAAGAUUUUAUGGAGGUCAUCGAAUAUUUUUCACAAUGAAAAAUGUAUUUUUUCCGUUUAAGAAAAAGUUUUAUCAUCGUUCAUGCCUUUUCUCAAUGUAUCUUCAAUUUACACAAUUGAAUUUUAAUAAUUCCCUAGUGAAGUGACAUAAAAAUGCGAGUCAAACGAUUGUGUGUGGAGUUUAAUUGUAAAUCGCUGAGGAAGUAGUGGAUCCGAAGAACAACAUGUAAUGAAACUUUUCGUGAUCACAGAAAUUUCCUCCGAGGAAUUUUUUCUGAUGAAUUUUUCAUUCUCCGCAAUAUUCACAAAUUUUUUUGACUGUCUAUUUUUUGGAAAGGAACUUUGAUGAAUGUGUACUGAUUAAAUUCCAAUUUUGUGGACUAAUUUUUUUAACGAAAAAUAUCGGCCAAAAUUUUUUAGAGAUAAUUUUUUCUACGAAAAAUAUCUGCUGGUAAAUUUGUGAGGAACUUUUCUAUCGACGAUAUUAGCGAGAUAAUUUAGAAUACCAGUUUUUUAUACUUUGAAUGGGCUCAUUUUGAAUAGAAUCACUUCACUACUGAAUGACUUAAUAAAAAAAAUGAAGAGAAUCGUUUAAUGAGCUGUACAUGUACUUGAAGAGUUGAGAGAAUUCACCGUUUAUAUAAUGCAUAUACACGAAAAUCGUCUAUUAUACAUAUAUAUUUUAUUAUUCUAAGUUUUAUAAGUGACCAUAUUAUAUUAUCAAUCAAUUCUUCCAUCAAUGAAUUCAGGGAUAUGAUUUCAUUAUAUUGGAAAAUUGAUAGCUGCAUAUGUGUGCAGGGGAGGGGCACAUCCAUUGGAUUCUAGUUCUGAACAUACAACAAAAAUGGAUUUUUUCGAAAACUAAAUAUUCACGCAAAUCCCCUGGUAUAUGUACUUCGUAUAUUUAUGAUGAAAUAGGUAAACACGAGUGAUAAAUACCUAUGAGCGUGUGGCAACAUGAAAAUUGUAUAUAUUUUUUGAAAAAAAAAAUUAUAAUAUAAAGCGAGAAAUUAUAAUAUAUAACGUUUCACACGCUUAAAGACA
Diachasmimorpha longicaudata is the source of this 4287-nucleotide messenger RNA. Its product is annotated as protein dimmed-like. The record is from RefSeq and is a predicted model, not a curated record. Lineage: Eukaryota; Metazoa; Arthropoda; Insecta; Hymenoptera; Braconidae. The transcript is spliced from 6 exons. Gene Ontology annotation, molecular function: E-box binding; protein dimerization activity; DNA-binding transcription factor activity, RNA polymerase II-specific. The coding region runs from base 705 to 1313 and encodes 202 amino acids. Gene Ontology annotation, cellular component: nucleus. Gene Ontology annotation, biological process: sensory organ development; positive regulation of transcription by RNA polymerase II; axon development.